AUGCAGGUGGUGAAGGAGCAGGUUAUGAGAGCGCUUACAACCAAGCCUAGCUCUCUGGACCAGUUCAAGAGCAAACUGCAGAACCUGAGCUACACCGAGAUCCUGAAAAUCCGCCAGUCUGAGAGGAUGAACCAGGAAGACUUCCAGUCUCGCCCGAUUUUGGAACUAAAGGAGAAGAUUCAGCCAGAAAUCUUAGAGCUGAUCAAACAACAACGCCUGAACCGCCUUGUGGAAGGGACUUGCUUUAGGAAACUCAACGCCCGGCGGAGGCAAGACAAGUUUUGGUAUUGUCGGCUUUCGCCAAAUCACAAGGUCCUACACUAUGGAGACUUGGAAGAAAGUCCUCAGGGAGAAGUGCCCCAUGAUUCCUUGCAGGACAAACUGCCAGUGGCAGAUAUCAAAGCCGUGGUGACGGGAAAGGACUGCCCUCAUAUGAAAGAGAAAGGUGCCCUUAAACAAAACAAGGAGGUGCUUGAACUUGCUUUCUCCAUCUUGUACGACUCAAACUGCCAACUGAACUUCAUCGCUCCUGACAAGCAUGAGUACUGUAUCUGGACAGAUGGGCUGAAUGCACUGCUUGGGAAAGACAUGAUGAGCGAGCUGACUCGGAAUGACCUGGACACCCUGCUCAGCAUGGAAAUCAAGCUCCGCCUCCUGGACCUGGAAAACAUCCAGAUCCCAGAUGCGCCUCCGCCCAUCCCCAAGGAGCCCAGCAACUAUGACUUCGUCUAUGACUGUAACUGAAGUGGCCGGGCUGGACGCGCCUUCUCCAAAACUGGAAAAUCUAGCUAACAGAAGAGAGGAAUAAAAACACGCCCACGCCUUGGAAUCCUCCUUUGGUGAAGGGAAGCUGUGGGUCGACACUCCUUCAGCCUCACCUCUAGCCCUGGCACCUCUCAGCCCUGCCCUGGCAUCUUGCUCACCUCCCUGACUCUGUUUCUAGGCUCCACUGCUUUAGGUCACUUCCCAUUGCUGCACUCCGCUGGUGGGACAAGAGCAAAGCCCACCGCCAGUCAGAGAGCCAAGGAGCCCUGUCAUCCCAGCCCUUAUCCCAGUCCUUCCUUCCCAGAGUAGGGGCCCGCCAGACCCAAGGGAAUGCCCCAAGGCCCGUGUCUGGAGGAAACAGCCUAGCAUCCUCCUUUCCCUUCUCUCUAGGGUCAGCUCACACUUUUAGCUCCAUUCGAAUUGAGAUCUGCAUUCAAGUCUCCUCCCUCCUCCCUCCCCGCCUUGGCCUCACCCUGUUCCUCUUUGUUCCAAGAGCCGCAGCAGCUGCUGCUGCCUUAUAGUAGCCCUCGCCAGCACUGGGUCUCGCAGACACACAGUCCCCAGGUUCCACGCCCACUCUGCAUCUGCACUGUGACCGUCACCAACCUUCCCUCCUCGCUAGCUAGUCUGGGAUUUCCUCUCCCUGCCCCAGGCCAGACCUGCCUUCAUUUCCACACACGCUCCCAGCCUCUUAGCUGAAAGCACAAAUGGUGAAAUAGUAG
Molecule: messenger RNA, 1487 nt
Organism: Propithecus coquereli (Coquerel's sifaka)
Lineage: Eukaryota; Metazoa; Chordata; Mammalia; Primates; Indriidae
Product: engulfment and cell motility protein 1-like
Exons: 6
Coding region: 1-744 (247 amino acids)
Source: RefSeq, a predicted model, not a curated record